AUGGAGGAAAUUGGAGAAUUCCCAUGGACGACAAUCUUCUUCUCCAAUCCUCUCUUCUCGUGUUUCAUCACAAUCUACAGUUUAUUUCUUCUUUAUUUCCCUCACGACUAUCUUCGAGUUAUUCUCUCCCCUGUUCCACUACUCGCCGGAGCUUUCUUAAUCUCUCUCCUCCGUUUCGGGUCGACCAGAGAAUCCAAAACCCGACCCGGAAGCCAUGAGAAUCGAGGAGAUGGUAGAAGAAACCUUGAAGAGAGAGAAGAACCCAAGGUCUCGGAUUCAGAAUCCGAAUCCGAAACGGGUCUCGAUUCGGUCAAUUUGGUGAAAUGGAAAUUGGGAGGUCCAUUAUUGGAGGCAUUUAAACCGGAAUUUGAUUCGGAACUGGACAGCGAUUUACCGGUUAUGGGUGGUUCGGUUUCGUCGGAGGAAGUGAAGGAGGAGAGUUUGAUCGAGAUCGAUAUCUCCUCAUGA
Arabis nemorensis is the source of this 468-nucleotide messenger RNA. The record is from the annotation of a GenBank genome assembly. NCBI's taxonomy places the organism in Eukaryota, Viridiplantae, Streptophyta, Magnoliopsida, Brassicales, Brassicaceae.